CAAAAUUAUUUGAGAUAAGGGGUUUUUGAUAUUACUUACGGGUGAUCCGUUUUUGUCCUAUUAGGUGACGCCCCUCUAAUGGAAUGUGACCCGUAAUAAUAGCCUUGUUUGGUAACAAAAAAUCAAGGAAAACCCUAAAAUGCCAAUAGAAAAAACCAAAUUGAAAACUAAAAGAAAACAAAAACAGAAAUCAAAUUAGGGGAAGAAAUUAAAGGUUGAAUCCCUAUCUAUCAAUGUAGAAUCAAAUUGAAAUUUACCUGUUCAAACAGUGGAAUCGAAUCAGGGGGGAGAAGAGAAAAGUGAAGAAGCUUCAAGGAGGCUCUUCUCAGGGUUUUAAGUUUUAACAAGUCUGAUGACGAUUAAGCCGAGAGAGAGUGUGUAUUUGCAGAGAGACUAUUUGGUAGAAAGAAAGAAAGACAUAUUUACCCUCGAGUCCGGUGAAUUUUCUCCUACGGUAUUAUGUUACAGCGGGCAGGCACCCUCCUUGACCCCCCGAGCCCGAGGCAAAGAGUCGUAUCAUUUCCGUAGAGAGAGAAAUCAGGAGUAAUCCGAUUUCUCUGAAACCAAAAUCAGAAUUCAGGCAUUCUCAUCAUCAUUGAAAGGUUCAAUUUGAAAUGAAAAUCUUAGAAUUGAACAACGGUUCAAGAGACAGCGUAUGUGCAGUGCUCAGUUUCAACUUAAACUAGUACUUUUAAGAAUUAAACAACACUACAUUAACACUCCUCUGUCAGCCACUAGAGCUGCUUAAUUGGGGCUUUAAAUUAAAUGGGAGUUGUGCUUGUGGGUUCAAGGGUACAACUCCAGUUACCUAGAGACGUGGUGCGAGCUAAGAAUUUGGAGGACAAAGUUGGCGGUUGAGCAGACCAAGCUUUAAAACUGAUGGUGGUGGUGGUUGGGUAAUGAAGUAGAAGAACCAAUAAUGAAGCUAGUAAAAGCUUAAGUUGAACACACUGCACAAGGCAAAACAGCGUGUUUCAGGUGGUAUUGUUCUUGCACCCGAAGGAAUCAAUGGGAGCAUUUGUGGGAUAAGAGAAUCGGUGAUAACAGUUCUUGGUUUCAGAUAUAUACAAGCUAAUGACCAGUUCAAAGAUCAAAGACAGAUCGAAUCUCUAGCGAGUCCCUAGGAAAAAGACAUCCAUCCUGGACACGUUUUCAAUGGGAUCACGUGCGAAUCAAUGUGAAGAAAGAGAUAGGCUCUCAUGGAAUGUCAUCAGUGUCAACCCUUCGAAAGAGUUGGAAAGUAUGUAGAUUAACCCAGAAACUGUGAAUGAUUGCUUAGCAUAACAAGAUGGAGAAAUCUUGUAGUUUGUUGAUUCAUUUCAAAAAGGGAACACCAGCACUAGCUAAUGAAAUCAAAGAAGCAUCAGCAGGAAACGAUGUUGUUGCAAUGGUCGAAGCAAUGAAAAAAGCAGUAAUAUGAAUGUGCUGGAACCCUUUUUCAUUUUCAUCUGCACCAACGGCUAUCAGGGCUGCUGCCAACUUCUACAAUCUGAAAGUGAUAACAGUGUCAAGCUUAUUGUGCUUGAUCGAUGGAAUGAGCUCAAAACUUCUCACAUAGAGCUUAUGGUUGAUAUGAUAGUGGAUGUGCUUAAGGCACUUGCAAGCCCUAAUCUUAGGGUUGCAAUUACUAGGCCCUCAGACACAUUUUACCAGAUACGUGCGCAAGUUUUUUGUGUUCUUGUGCUCUCUGGAUCACUGAAGAGUACUGUCUCCCGCUCUCUGAAGUUGAGAGUGGGCUUGCUACCAGUAAGCAAUGUCUAGGGGACCUGCCUUUUUUCGCAGUGAAUGAAGAAGGAAAUGGCGCAGAUACUUCAAAAGUAAAUUCCAUCACUGUACUUUCUAGGAUACCUGGAAUUCUUGCUGAUGGUACCUAUGCUACUCAGAGUGCUGCCUCGGGAACUGCCAUAUCUCCUCCUACUCAUUUGACCAAAUAAGUUGCACAUAUUGAUAAAAAAUCAAGAGAACAAUAUGAAAUGAGAAUCAAGAGUCAAGUUCAGGUUAUAGAAGAAGUAUGACCACAUGAAGCAUUGCACAACAAGUAUUUUUGGUUGAAGAGGCAGCGUAUAUUUGGUGCCCAGUUUCAACUCCAGUUUUCUCUCAAGACUCGUUUGGAUCUUAAACAGAUCUUUGAUUUCCUUCUUUCUACCAUAAGCUUGCCAACUCAUGAUGGAGGUUAUUGGAGGAUCGUCAUCAGUUCAUCAUGGUUGUAUGCUUUACUUUUAUGUUUCUGUGGUGUUGUUGAUUAUUGGAUGUGGUUUCUUUGAUCUUGCUCUUUCUCAGCGGUUACCAGAUGUCGAAGUCAAGGCUCUAACAGAAAUAGCAAAGACGUUAGGAAAGCAAGGCUGGGACUUUGCUAAAUUGGAUCCAUGUAAUGCUACCGAGGGUAUUAACUGUACUUGCACUUUCUCUGGCAACACUGUCUGCCAUGUUACAGGAAUAGUGCUUAAUGAACAGAGCUUACCGGGCACAUUACCUCCAGAGCUUGUCAAGCUUCCUUACCUCCAAGUAAUUAACCUUGACCGUAACUACCUCAAUGGUUCAAUCCCGCUAGUAUGGGGUUCUAUGAAGUUGGUGACCAUCUCUCUCUUUGGGAAUCAAUUAUCUGGCCAACUCCCUGAAGAGAUAGGAAAUAUCACUACUCUAAAAAAUUUAGUUUUGGAAACCAAUCAACUCUCCGGGCAUCUUCCUAAAAAGCUCGGAGAUAUCGUAGGCAUAAACCGCAUAUUGCUUAGCUCGAAUAAUUUUACUGGGGAAGUGCCACAAACUUUUUAUAAGUUAACAAACCUGACAACCUUCCGAAUAAGUGACAAUCAGUUCACCGGAAAGAUACCUGGCUUUAUAAAGAAUUGGACCAACCUUACAAGGCUAGAGAUUCAAGCAAGUGGUUUGGAAGGACCAAUUCCGUCCGACAUCUUUGCCUUGGAGAAAUUAUCAACUUUGAGGAUUAGUGACUUAAACGGUGAAAAUGGUCCUUUCCCACCACUUGGUAACUUGAAAAGGCUGAACAUACUUAUUUUAAGGAGUUGCAAUAUUAACGGAACACUUCCGACUUACUUUGGCAGUAUGGAAAGGCUCAAGUCCUUAGAUCUCAGCUUUAACAAACUUUCAGGAGAAAUUCCGAACAACUUCAUCAAUCCUUCUGCAGUUUUUUUUCUGUACUUAACCGGAAACUUGCUGACUGGGCCUCUACCGAGUUGGAUGCUUGGAAAAGUAAAGAGUAUUGAUCUUUCAUACAACAAUUUCACAUUGGAGAACUCGUGGGGUUGUCAACUGAACCGUACUAUAAAUUUAUUUGGAAGCUCUUCCAUAAGAAACAACUCGAAUGGCGUACCAAAAUGCUUGAAGACCCUUGUUUGUGAUCAACCGGAUCGUCAUGCGUUCAAUAUCAACUGCGGUGGAGAAAGUUUUCGUAUGAAUGGAAGUAAUGAUGGCAACUACGAUGCCGAUCAGAGUGCAGAGGGCUCUUCAAACUUUUACCACCACGGAACUAACAAUUGGGCAUUAAGUACCACUGGUGAUUUCAUGGACAAUGAUGACGAUGGUGACAGUCUUAUAGCUGGAAUUCCAAAAUCAUCUCUCUCGGGUUCAGAAUUAUACAUGACAGCGCGCAAAUCUCCUCUAUCUCUAACUUAUUAUGGGUUUUGUUUGAUCAAUGGGAAUUAUACUGUGAACCUCCACUUUGCUGAGAUAGAAUUCCCAAAUGAUAAAUCACAAGACAGUCUUGGGAGGCGUGUAUUUGAUGUCUACAUUCAGGGAAAGCUUAAGUUGAAGGAUUACGAUAUUGUGAAAGAAGCGGGUGGAGCUCGCCAGGCAGUCACUAGAACAUUCAAUGAGUCUGUUACUAGUAAUUCCUUGGAAAUUCGGUUUUACUGGGCUGGAAAAGGCACACAAAGGAUCCCUGAUGCCGGAAUCUAUGGUCCUCUUGUUUCAGCUAUUUCUGUACUCAAUCCUGAUUUUGUUCCUCUUCCUUCAAGCACUCGUGGAAAAAACAUCUCUGUAGGUGCUGUGGCGGGAAUUGUCGUUGGUGCAUUAUGUAUCUUUUUUCUGGCAGGUGCUCUCUGGUGGAAGGUAUAUUUGGGGAGAAGAAAUGCAAUAGAUAAAGAACUAAGAGGUUUGGACCUAAACACUAAUUCCUUCACGUUGAGGCAAAUAAAAGCUGCAACAAACAACUUUGCUGCAGAAAACAAGAUUGGUGAAGGUGGUUUUGGACCUGUUUAUAAGGGAUAUCUGUUAGAUGGUACUAUAAUUGCUGUUAAACAACUAUCUGCCAAAUCUAAGCAAGGAAAUCGUGAAUUUAUAAACGAGAUAGGCAUGAUUUCUGGCCUACGACACCCUAAUCUUGCAAAGCUUUAUGGAUGCUGUAUUGAAAGAAAUCAGUUGCUUCUUAUUUAUGAAUACAUGGAAAAUAAUUGCCUUUCCCGUGCAUUGUUUGAAGAAGAAAAGGUCCAACUGAAGCUUGAUUGGCCAACAAGGCAGAAGAUUUGUAUAGGAAUAGCCAGAGGCCUAACUUAUCUGCACGAAGAAUCAAGGCUGAAGAUUGUUCACAGAGAUAUCAAGGGUACUAACGUGCUUCUUGACAAGGAUCUUAACCCAAAGAUUUCUGACUUUGGUCUGGCAAAACUGGAUGAGGAAGAUGACACGCAUAUCAGCACUCGAAUUGCAGGUACUCGUGGUUACAUGGCACCAGAGUAUGCAUUGAGAGGCUAUCUGACAGAUAAAGCAGACGUUUACAGUUUUGGAGUUGUUGCGUUAGAAAUUGUUAGUGGGAAGAGCAAUAUAACCUAUCGCGCAAAACAAGAGUGUUUUUAUCUUCUUGAUUGGGCUUUAAUUCUCCAGGAGAAUGGAAAUUUGAUGGAGUUGGUUGAUCCGAAAUUGGAGUCUGAGUUCGAGGAGGAAGAGGUUUUACGGAUGAUUAAUAUAGCUUUCAUGUGCACCCACACAUCUCCAAUAUUAAGGCCUAAGAUGUCUUCAGUGGUCAGCAUGCUUGAAAGUCGAACUCCUGUCGGAGAAUUCAUUUCGAAUUCAAGAAGUGAAUCUAGCAAUGAUUUGAAUUUCAAACCGGUUAGAGAUCAUCAUUAUAGCCAAACACUGAGUAUUUCUAAGGAUACCCCAUUCUCAGAAUCCUCAACAUCUGCUACUGAUCUUUAUCCACUCAUUAACGAAUCAGAGUACUGGAUUAACAGAGAUUAGAGAAGUUUUACAACCUAUAUUAUUCCAAGUCAUCGUAUAAUAAGAGUUGAUGGAGUUUACAGAUGUGUUUAAAUGUAUAAAAUGCCUAUUCGGAGUUUAUCUGUAUUAUGUCCAACUUUUCAGUUUCCGCCUUGAAUUAUAAAUAAUAAUCUGUCUACUGUGUUGGAGGAUUUUCAUAAAAUUA
Messenger RNA from Papaver somniferum (opium poppy), 5374 nucleotides. Its product is annotated as probable leucine-rich repeat receptor-like serine/threonine-protein kinase At3g14840. Gene Ontology annotation, biological process: protein phosphorylation. Gene Ontology annotation, molecular function: ATP binding; protein binding; protein kinase activity. The record is from RefSeq and is a predicted model, not a curated record. NCBI's taxonomy places the organism in Eukaryota, Viridiplantae, Streptophyta, Magnoliopsida, Ranunculales, Papaveraceae. Bases 2164 to 5190 code for a protein of 1008 amino acids. The transcript is spliced from 29 exons.